AUGAAUAGCCAUGGCAUCACCGCCCGUGCCGGUCUGGCCCCUUUCGAUCUUUACCCCUAUAAUCCGUCAAAAUCAGCUGGAUGGGCCUUUGUUGUCAUUUUCGGUAUCUGUGCAGCCUUUCAUUUCGUCUAUAUGUUCCCAUUACGGGCGUGGUUCUUUGUCCCGUUUAUUCUUGGCUGUGUUGGUGAGGCAUUUGGCUAUUACGGCAGAGCAUGGUCGCACAAUAAUAUACGACUGGGCAGUCCAUACCUCCUCCAGCUCAUGCUUAUCUUAGGGUCCGCGCCACUCCUUGCUGCGACUGUUUAUAUGACACUUGGUCGCUUUGUGCGAUCGCUCAGGGCGGAGAAGCACACAAUCAUGAGGUCGACCUGGGUCACCAAGAUAUACGUCCUGAUCGAUGUUGCAAGCUUCAUCUGCCAAAUGAUGGGUUCUGCUAUGCAAGGUAGUGGAGAUCUAAAGGGCGUUGAGCUUGGCCAGCACAUAGUCAUCGGGGGUCUGAUUGUCCAGCUUGUCGCACUUGCUUGGUUUCUGAUAGAGUGCACAGUUCUCCAUCGUCGGCUUCACAAACGUCCAACCUUUGUUUCAAGAAACCCCUCGGUCCAAUGGCAGAGAACCCUUUGGACAUUGCACUUUGUGACCUUGUUGAUCUUUGGUCGCAGUCUUUAUCGGCUAAUUGAGUUUCUCGAUGGCUCUGAAGGCUAUUUGGCCACACACGAAGCAUACCUAUAUGCCUUCGAUGCGUCCCUACUUUCUAUAGCCGCCCUGCUGCUUGCUCUCGUUCACCCAGGAAGGCUUUUCACGCUAGUUCGAAAGCUAGACUUAUGCGAGUUUGAAGAUGGCGCCGUUUUGUUGGAUUGA
Molecule: messenger RNA, 858 nt
Organism: Penicillium manginii
Lineage: Eukaryota; Fungi; Ascomycota; Eurotiomycetes; Eurotiales; Aspergillaceae
Product: RTA1 domain-containing protein
Exons: 2
Coding region: 1-858 (285 amino acids)
Cellular component (GO): membrane
Source: RefSeq, a predicted model, not a curated record